Molecule: messenger RNA, 1758 nt
Organism: Hypoxylon trugodes
Lineage: Eukaryota; Fungi; Ascomycota; Sordariomycetes; Xylariales; Hypoxylaceae
Product: MFS general substrate transporter
Exons: 2
Coding region: 349-1683 (444 amino acids)
Biological process (GO): transmembrane transport
Cellular component (GO): fungal-type vacuole membrane
Molecular function (GO): transmembrane transporter activity
Source: RefSeq, a predicted model, not a curated record
CAUCUCAUUCAUAAAAUCAUAUUAAUUAUACGUACACGACUAGAAGCUAAAUUUUAUUGAGUGGUCGCAACAAAUGAUUUUCUAGCCAAGCCCCGGAUAGGAUCGGCGUCGACAUAUAAUAUCACGAAGCCGGCCGGGGAAGGUUGCCUUUUACGCCCUUGCGUAGCCAUUUAAACUUGACGAUUUACGGGAACAUACCCACCAAACUCCUAUAUCGGAGAUGUAUACCCAUAAGUAUACCAAGUCGCUUCUAUAUCCUUUCAAUUGAGAUAACAUGUUUUAUCAAUCCAUAAAUCAACUACGAGGGAUAUUUCGGUAUCACCUAGGUAAUCAAACCUGCGACCGAAAAUGCAUAGCGCCGCGGAAAGCCAAACAUCCCCUAUAGAGCUAGAAGAGCUAUCGCUAAAUCGAAACAACGACGAUGUUGGCCCGGAAAGGGGACCAUCACAAGAAUUGAAACCCGUUGAUCGGGGACGAGAUGCUUGGGUUGUAUUAAUUGCGGCAUUGGUCUUUGAAGCGUUAUUCUGGGGUUUCCCGAUGUGUUUCGGCGUCUUCCAAAACUACUACUCCACACUCCCCGAAUUCCGAUCCGACAGCGCCAACAUUGCACUCAUCGGCACCUUAGCACAAGGCAUACCCUGUCUCGGCGCCCCCUUCUCCGCAGUCUUCACAAAGCGCUUCUCUAAGUACCAGCGGCAGCAAAUCUGGGUCGGAUGGCCACUGUGCAUAUUCGGGCUACUAGGCGCGUCUUUCACGACCUCAGUUGGUGGAUUGAUUGGUACCCAGGGGAUUAUGUACGGUCUCGGGUUCGUAACGUUUACGUACCCGAUUGUGAACAUGAUUAAUGAGUGGUGGGUCGCGCGAAAGGGCAUGGCGUUUGGUCUUAUAUCCGCGUCUUCUGGGGUGACUAGCACGUUUAUGCCUUUCGUGAUCGAGGCGUUGUUGCAGAAGUACGGAUAUAGAAUCACACUCCGCGCAUACGCAGUCGCGUUAGCUAUUCUUACCGCGCCAUUGAUUCCGUUACUUAAACCCAGACUACCACCAUCUGAACGCGCUACUCUGGCAAGAGCAGAUUGGGCUUUUAUCACACGCCCGCUGUUCUGGAUAUACGGGUUGGCGAUUCUGGUCCAGGGACUGGGGUUUUUCUUCCCGGUUGUGUUUUUGCCGUCUUAUGCGACAUUCCUGGGUCUAUCACCGAUUAAUGGAGCUUUACUCCUAGCUCUUAUGGCUAUUGCGCAGGUCCUUGGUCAAUUCGCUUUUGGAUAUAUAUCCGACAAGAACCUACCAGUCAGCUUUCUCGCGAUCAUAUGUUGUAUCGCGACAGCAUUGGCUUCGUCUACGCUUUGGGGGUUGUCGAAAUCUAUGGGGCUUUUAGCUGUGUUCAGUCUGAUAUACGGUUUCUUCGGCUUUGGCUUUGGCACGAUGCGUGUUGCGAUGGGCCGGGCUGUUAGUGAUGACCCGGCUACUGUCUUUUCGACAUACUCUAUAUUCGUGUUUCUUCAAGGUAUUGGGGGUAUAAUCGUUGGUCCUGUUAGUGCCGCUUUGAUUACUUCGUCAACGGACCGUGCGCAGUUUGGAGCUGGGAAAUAUGGUGGGGUGGUAAUACUAACAAGUUCAUCAGCAGUUCUUGCUGCGUUGAUCAUAGGUAUGUGGCACAGUUGCAAACAUCUAAUUAGAUUGUAACCAGUUCAAUAAGUACGACAUAUUAGUUGGAGAGUAUAUAGAUUGCAAUAGUUAUUUCACGGCAUGAUGCAGACU